AUGCAAUUGAGCAUUAAUCGUCGUUUAUUAAGAAACAAUUGUCUGUUUUUUUUCAUAACAUUAUUUUUACUUGAAUUAUUUUUUAUUUCAAUCAAAAAAGAUUCUAACCAAAUACCAAAUAAAUCACAAUUCGGUCAACAAAUAGACUCGACUAAUAGACGACGACAACAACAACAACAACCACAGCAGCAGCAACAACAAUAUUUUUUUAAUUAUCUUCAACCAAAACAUCAUUCAGUUCAAUGUAACGCAUUGUAUGAAGGUGAUCAAGAUGAAUUAAAACAUGCUCUUGCAUUAUUGUCCGAUUUAAAACAUCCUCAACCAAUUGAUAAUAAAUAUUAUAAUAUAACUAAAGAUCAAUGUGCAGUUUAUAAAUCAGAACGUUUUAAUUAUCCCUAUCAUACUAGGGAUGAAGAAAAUAAAAAUUAUCCUAUUGCUUUUACAAUAUUAAUGUAUGAACAUGUUGAAGCAUUUGAACGUCUUCUUCGUGUAAUAUAUCGUCCACAAAAUUAUUAUUGUGUUCAUGUUGAUAAUGAUGCAUCUACAGAUGUCUAUGAUGGAGUGAAAAAUAUUGUUCAAUGUUUUGAUAAUGUAAUAUUAGUUUCAAAACGAGAACAAGUUGUUUAUGCAACAUUUUCACGCUUACAAGCUGAUCUCAAUUGUAUGAAUGAUUUAUUUAAAUAUGCAAAUUGGAAAUAUUUAUUAAAUGUAGCUAAUACCGAAUUACCAUUAAAAACAAAUAGUGAACUCGUUAAAAUAUUAAAAAUUUAUCGUGGUUAUAAUGAUAUUGAAGGAAGAUGGAAGACAAGAAAUCUACAUAGAACAGAAUACAGAUGGGAAACAAUUCGUGCAAAAGAUUCAGAUAAACAAAUAACAAUUAAAAAAACAAAUGAAAAGAAAAAACCACCACCAUCUAGCAUCGAAAUAGUCAAAGGUUCGGCAUAUGGUGCAUUCUCACGACAAUUUGUAGAAUUUGUUCUAACAAGUCCCAUUGCAAAAGAAUUACUUGAUUGGUCACGUGAUACUUAUUCACCUGAUGAACAUUAUUGGGCAAGUUUGAAUUUCAAUACACAUCUACAUGCACCAGGUUCUUACAAAGCGAAAGAUGAUCCUACAAAAUGGACUGCCAGAUUUGUCAAUUGGGGAGAGAGAAAUUGUUAUGACCCACUUCUAGUUGAACGGCGAGGUAUAUGUGUGUUUGGUAUAGUUGAUCUGGCCAUAUUACCCAAUAGACGUGAAUUAUUUGCAAAUAAAUUUAGCCUUACUGGUGAUCCCAUAGCUUAUCAAUGUUUAGAAGAAUUAAUUAUGAAUAAAUCAUUAGUAGAUUUACCAUUAUCUGAUGCAAGCUAUUAUCGACAAAUGCCAUUUUUGCAGCCCUUGUGA
Didymodactylos carnosus is the source of this 1383-nucleotide messenger RNA. The record is from the annotation of a GenBank genome assembly. Lineage: Eukaryota; Metazoa; Rotifera; Eurotatoria; Philodinida; Philodinidae.